AAAACUCACAACUAUCAGUCGGCAGUCGCGAUCAGUGAGGUCCACCCAGCUGUUGAUUCUGAGUAUCAGCAGGACUGUUCCGCACUUUUAGGUUAGGCCCGUUGUUGUCUGGUUGUCGAUCAAAAUCUGUCCAAUAGAUUAUCAACAGGCCUAAAACCACAAAAACAAUGUUUGCCGAACGGACUAGUCCCUCUUUGUUACAAUAACAAGAAGUGUCAAGUGAAUUAAAUUUUAAAACGAUUGUGAGUGCGUGAUAGUGGUGUGACUUGUUCCAACUUUGUGGUGCUGUUCUCAUCUGUCUGGAAUUGUGAAAUUACUAUCAUCUGUGCUAUUUUAUUGGAUUUGCCUGUGAUUACAACAGAACCCGCUGAAAGGUGAGAUAAUAAUUGGUGCACGCAUGACUAGUCGAGGUUGGAAUGAAACUGCUACCAGCACUGCCACCACUCAAUGCCCCCCAGAACAACAUGGAGAGGCUGUCCCUGUUCAACCCCUCAGACCUGCUUUGGCGCUAUCCCACCAUCAACUUUCACUCCCCAUCACCUGUCAACAACUAUAUGCAGAUGGACUUCAAGACCCACCUACCAGCCAACCUGGGGGGAGACCCGAGGCUGUGGUCCAGGGAAGAUGUCGUAUCAUUCCUCAGGUGGGCUGAGUACGAGUUUGACCUGCCUGCCUUCGAUCUGGAGAUGUUCCAGAUGAAUGGAAAGGCCCUAUGUCUCCUAACCAAGACAGACCUGGGAGAACGCAGUCCCGGUAAUGGGGAUGUUCUACACAACGUCCUCCAAAUGUUGAUACGGGACUCGAGGACGCUGCCCAGCUCUCCUUUAACCCCCCAUUUCCCUUUAACUCCUUCGUGGUCGUUUCCUCCCGCCCCUGCACUGGAGUUUCCCUCUACACCCCCGUCGGUGACACUCAACUCCGUCACACUCAGCCCCGCCCCCAGUGUGGAUAGUCAGGCCGGCAGCCCUCGUCACUCAGAGCAGCAACAAGCCUAUCCUGCCCUCAACAACUACGGGAGCAGUAACCAGAGCAAUGGUGGCAGUUCCGGAAGUAACCAGUCAGACAGUGAGGUGGAGGAAUCACCUCGCCCACCCCCCACACCCACCCUCACUCCACGCACACCUCCGCCACAUUCCCCUGCCUCCGCCAAGGGACUAGGCCAUGCCUUCUUCCCUGCGGAACCCAUCUCAGAGCCCAAUACCAAUGGGCGACUACUCUGGGAUUUCCUACAACAGCUGCUGAAUGAUUCGAUGCAGCGGUACACGGCGUAUAUCGCGUGGAAGAACAGAGAGCUGGGAGUGUUCAAGAUAGUGGAUCCCCCAGGUCUGGCUAAGCUAUGGGGCAUACAGAAGAACCACCUGAGCAUGAACUACGACAAGAUGUCGCGGGCACUGCGAUACUACUACCGGGUCAACAUUCUGCGCAAGGUUCAAGGAGAGCGGCAUUGCUACCAGUUCCUUCGAAAUCCUAGUGAGCUGAAGAGCAUAAAGAACAUCUCGCUACUAAGACAGCAGAUGAGUGGUGCAGGAGAGCAGCAGCAGCAGAGCCAGCAGCAGCAGCAACCUGUCCGUGUCAAAUCAGAACCUGUCGAUCCCCCUGAGGACGACCUGAGACCCACCGACCUCAGCAUGGGCACGGCUCAGCAUUUCCGUGUCACUGCUGACUUUGAAUACCUCCGCAAUCCAAGUGAGCUGAAGAUCAUGAAGAACCUGCACACGCUGAGGGAACAGCGAGCGAGUUCUGCAGCCCUCUCGAGUAACUCGGACACACAACCGCGUGACCUGUCCGUCAGCGGUGCCAUGCAGCUGUCUCUGAACCUGGCAGCAGAGCAGCUAACACGACCCCAGGACCUCUCCGUUCCCCUGUCCCGGCCACUGGUCAAGACAGAGGAAUGUGACAGGUCUUAACACGCCGUCUCUUUGUACAGUAUCGUGAUAAUGGACACAAUUCAUAUAGAGCGUUCUUGUAGAGCGUGUGAAAUUUUGUGAGUGAUUGUGAUAAAGCGCAUCUAAUGUUUUAAAAAGAUGGUUAUUAAAAUGCAUUGGACAAACGUAUAAUCUAAGAAAUAUUAUCUUAAAAAAUUACUGACAAUACAUUGUAUUUUACUGUGUAGAUUGAUUUGAAACGAAAUAAAUAAACAAAAGAAUUUUCAAUCGUUUACCAAACCUUUGAAAAUAGUUUUUCACUUCAUCUUUUAAUUUAAAAAAAUGAACAGGUUUUAAAGUUAAAUGUCUUUAAUACGUUGUUUAAGUAAUAUUUUAAAUAAAAUGUAUUACAUAUUAUUGUUCCAAUGCAUUUUAGCAGUAACUAAAUAUUGAGAAGUGUUUAAUGUUGUUGAUGCCUGCUGGAUAGGUAUUUUAUGAAUAGUACCAACCUUGUAGUGUUAAGUUCUGUGCUUCCUUUAGGUUAUAUUAGGUUGUUUUUAGUUAAACUAUUAAAUAUCUUUCCUUGUUCCUGAAUUUUCUGCUUUUUGCUUUUUGUGUAAUUACCUUUUUAGUUCCAAUACCUAAUAACUAUCAAACAAAAACGUUUUUUUCAAUAUAUUUGUUAUUAAAACAAACAAACUUUUUCUCUAUUUACAAAGCUACUGUAUAAUACGUUUCUACCAUUUUACCGAUAGUACAUCAGCUCAAUGUUGUCAUCGUUAAGACAUAGUUGUAUAUAUUAGUUGAUUAUUUUAAUUAUAGUUAAAGUUUAGGUAUAUAUUUAUUUUAUGCAAGUGACAUACAGUCUUAAUAACAUUACUGUUAACUGCCAAAAUAUAAUAGUAUUGUCAACGAACAUGACAACGACAAGAUUAUUUUAUUUUACAUGAAGCUUUAAUGUUCCUCAGCAAGGGAAACAAGUUGUUACAUCAGAAUGAAAUUAUUAUAAGUGAUCUCUUUUAAAUUGUCCGGGGUAACAAAGAUAUAUCUGUAUAUAAUGAUAAACGAGUUAUAUAAAUACUAUAUUAGGCUAAGUAAAUGCUUUUGUUUGUUGAUUUUGAAAUUUUAACAACUGUUUGAUGUUGGCUGUUUGAGCUGUGAGACACAACGAAUUCUACAUGAGAUGACAACAAUCAAACAAAAGAUCUCAAUGUGUUUAGCGAUGUAUUUAGUGUUUUGUACAUUUGUGUCAGAGAUUUAAUGUUAAGACAUCAAUUGUACAUAAAACGCUUGGGAAACAUUGAGAGUGAUUUCACUCAAGUGUAUUUUAAAAAAUAAAAUAAGAAAUAUUUUGCUA
Molecule: messenger RNA, 3222 nt
Organism: Homalodisca vitripennis (glassy-winged sharpshooter)
Lineage: Eukaryota; Metazoa; Arthropoda; Insecta; Hemiptera; Cicadellidae
Gene: aop
Product: ets DNA-binding protein pokkuri
Exons: 8
Coding region: 417-1907 (496 amino acids)
Biological process (GO): cell differentiation; regulation of transcription by RNA polymerase II
Cellular component (GO): nucleus
Molecular function (GO): sequence-specific DNA binding; DNA-binding transcription factor activity, RNA polymerase II-specific
Source: RefSeq, a predicted model, not a curated record